Messenger RNA from Acaulospora morrowiae, 534 nucleotides. Lineage: Eukaryota; Fungi; Glomeromycota; Glomeromycetes; Diversisporales; Acaulosporaceae. The record is from the annotation of a GenBank genome assembly.
AUGUUGGAGAAAUUGCAUGUUAGGCGUCAGCUUAUCGCCGAAAUGAAGGUCGCUCCGUUGUUUUCAGAGCUCGCAUUGGACAAAAGUCUCAGAAGUGGUGGACUUCCAGAGCCUCAUAAAAAAAAAAUUUACGAAGACAAAGUUGAUCUAAGCGUGGCAAUGUGGGAUAUCUUAUAUACGUUCUUUAGAGAGAAUUCUAAAGCACCUAGCUCUGACAUUCAUUCUACAUUUGUCCUUGGAAUACACUCAUGGGGAUGGAUUCAUGAUAUAUAUGGAAUGGACGACUUGGUUGUAUUUCUCAUUCAAAGCCUAAAAACGCUCUCAGUACUCGAAAGUUUCUAUGUACUUUUUACGGAUCUGCAGACCACGUUGAAUACUAUUUGUGAACACACAAAUAGUGUCUCGCUUGCACAUUCACGUGCACACAGAAAUCGAAAAAGGAAGAAUCCGGAACAAGCUGGUGAGAAAGGAGGAUCAUUCGGAAAUCCUUCACAAAGCCCAGAAAAGAAGGGUAGAAAAUAUGAAGAUCAUUAA